AUGGGCCCAAAUAUCGGUGUCUUCCCUGCCUCCGGCGGACUUGGAACAAGUAUUGUGAACCACUUGUCCAAGCUAGUCCCAGCAUCAGAGCUCGUGUUAAUCGCGAGAAAGCCCGAGAACUUAGAAAACUGGAAGCAAGAUGGCGCAACCGUCCGGCGAGCAGAUUACGACGAGCCAUCGACAUUAGACACGGCAUUCGACGGCGUGGAUGUCUUAAUGUUAAUCUCGUAUGCAUCAUUCGAGAUCGAGCAUCGCGUGAAGGCCCACCGUCUUGCCAUCAACGCAGCCACAAACAGUGGAGUCAAGCACAUAUUCUACUCCUCCCUCGGCUUCGGCAGCGGACUCAGCGACAAAAGCGUCGCGCACGUUAUGGGCGCGCACAUCGAAACAGAGAAAUACCUCGCUUCACAAAAAGACAAAUUAACAUACACGUCUGUGCGCGAGGGACUCUACUCCGAGUCUUUCCCGAUUUACACGGCGUGGUUCGACCCGCAGAACCCAGCGGAUGAGAUUACGAUUCCUCACCCCGGCACUGGGCCCGGCGUUGCGUGGGUGAAGCGUGAUGAGCUGGGCGAGGCUACUGCUAAGCUGAUUGUUUCUUACAUCAAUGAUCGGGAUAGCUUCCAGUAUUUGAACAAGAUUGUUCUGCUCUCUGGUUCGCGGGAGAUCUCGCUCGCAGAGACGGUUGAGAUAGUGGGGCGGGCGGUUGGAAAAUCACUGAGUAUUCGGGAGAUCUCUGUCGAUGAGUAUGUGAAGCUCCCUCAGAUUGGAGAUCUGCAUACAUACCAUGGUGUUGAUCUCUCGAGGGAGUGGGCGACGGCUUGGGAGGCAAUUAAGAAUGGCGAGACGGCUGUUAUUUCUCCAGCUCUGGGUGAGAUCCUUGGACGUGAACCGGAGAGAUACGAAGAUACUAUCAGGGAGUUGAUCGGAUGA
Penicillium soppii is the source of this 933-nucleotide messenger RNA. RefSeq lists its product as uncharacterized. The transcript is spliced from 2 exons. The coding region runs from base 1 to 933 and encodes 310 amino acids. NCBI's taxonomy places the organism in Eukaryota, Fungi, Ascomycota, Eurotiomycetes, Eurotiales, Aspergillaceae. The record is from RefSeq and is a predicted model, not a curated record.